Hirundo rustica (Barn swallow) is the source of this 1465-nucleotide messenger RNA. RefSeq names its product integrin subunit beta 3 binding protein (gene ITGB3BP). The record is from RefSeq and is a predicted model, not a curated record. The coding region runs from base 83 to 679 and encodes 198 amino acids. Lineage: Eukaryota; Metazoa; Chordata; Aves; Passeriformes; Hirundinidae. Gene Ontology annotation, biological process: regulation of DNA-templated transcription; CENP-A containing chromatin assembly. Gene Ontology annotation, cellular component: nucleoplasm. The transcript is spliced from 8 exons.
CCUCAGCGCCGUUUCCAGCCGGCGGCGUUUGGCGGGAGCACGGCGGGAGCUCCGAAGGGGAGGCGGCGGGAACGGCUCCGGGAUGUCGGUUAAGAGAGCAUUAAAUUUGGACAGUGUUAAAAAAGAUGAUCCACCUGAUGCAACUCCCCAGAAGGCCAAAAGGAACAAGCUGAACUUUUACUCCCCCACCACAGGCACUCGCCAGAUCAGUCCCUUCUCCUCUCCCUCCAGCCACAGGGCAGCAAAUCCCAGCAAUGGCCCCGAAAGUGAGGGAGGUGGGAAUGAGCAGAGCGAUUCUGAGAGCGGAUUAUCCAGGAGAGGGCAGCCGCAAACAGAGCACGAUGUGUUCCUGCAACUGCAGUCCCAAGUGAGAAAUUCCUUGCCCAGGAUUCUGAAACUCAGAGAAAAUCUGACAAGCCUGAAGGCUUUGGAGGGCAGUAGAGAGCUGGAAAAUAUCCUGGGAGUCUCACACUCGUCCUGUGUCCUGAGCGCUGAACUGCAGAAAACCCAAGCGCUGGUGAGUCAAGCAGAAAAACUGCAGCUGUUGAAAGCAAACCAUGGCAAAGUCCCUGCCCGAGGGCACAUCCAGGCUGCCGGCAGUGCUGCAUUCCUGGACAGAAGGAAGAAGCCCCCGGGCCUGCUCCCGACCUUGCCCAGCACCGAGGCACAGCCAGAGUGACCAGGACCAGGGUGCUCCUUGUAAAGCAAGUGCAGGGAGCUCUGGGAGGUCCUGCAAGGGUCUGAGGGCAGUCUGUUGUUUCUCUACACCUGGGAUUUGUUCCUGGUUUGUUCAGCACCGUGACAAAGAAACUCUGCUCCCCCACUAAAACAUCCUGUGCUGUUUCUCCUCAUCGUGUUGCUGCUCUGGCUCCUUGUCCUUGUUGCAGCAUUUCUCCUCGCCACUUUGUUCCUCCUUUGGUUACUCGUCCUUGUUCCUUCAAACAUCCCAAAACGUUCCUGCAGCGCUGGGCAGAGGGGCUGCUGCCCUGCCCUGCCCUAGGCCCUGUGCGUGUUUUACUGGACACCACAGCCAAUACUCCAAACAGAUCCCAUGAACGAUGAUGCUGCUGUCUAAUUGCUAUUUAUUUUAGUCAUUCCUCAUCUCCCCACAGGCAUUAUGUGAAAAAUGCAUUCCACAUCAACCCAAACUUCUCCAUCUGCUGGACUGGACUUAAAAGGAGCGAAGAACUGAGUGUAAACCAAUCUCCCCAGCAAAUCCCAGCUGGGGAGCGCUCGCUGCGCCGGGCAGGUGCACGUCCAGAUAACAUUUCUGGCAUCUAUUUCAACUUAACAAUGUGCACAACCAGAUAAUCUCAAUGUAAAUAAUCCACCCUGGGUGCUCUGCAGCCCUGUGCCAGUGGGGCUGGUGCUGUGUGGAAAUAAACUCUGAGCUCUGGAGGGCUUCUCCAGCACUGCCUGGGCCUCUGGGGCUGGAGGGAGCUCUGCAGUGCCAGGAAUUAGUUAU